GCAAGUUUUCCUUUAAACUACCAACCAUGUGUGGACGAUAUGCCCUAGGUCUACAGCGUGCUGAAAUACGCGCUUUACCUGGAUACUCCAACAUUGAAAUUGGCGAAUGGGUGAACGAAGGCAAUUUCGUGCCCCGUUACAACAUUGCACCAAACUCUCAGGCGCCCGUCAUUCGCAGGCGUAAUGCUUCUUCACUCGACCUUCAAAUGCAGACCAUGCGAUGGGGCAUCCCUUAUGGUAGGGUUCAUGCAAAAGGUCAACAAGCCAUCAAUGCACGCUCGGAAAACAUCAUGGAAGGCGCAGGAAUGUGGAAAAAAUACAGAAGCAGCAAUCGCUGUGUUGUUGUUAGCCAGGGAUACUACGAAUGGCAGACAAAGGGCAAUUCCAAGCUCCCACACUUCACGAAACAUGCCGAUGGGAAGGUAAUGCUUAUGGCUGGACUCUAUCACGUCUCAGAUGAAACUAUCCCAAACUACGUUUUUGCUAUAAUUACAACGAACGCCAGCCCGUCACUUAGUUGGCUGCACGACCGCCAACCUGUCAUUCUUAUAUCCGACGCCGACGUCACUAGGUGGCUUGAUACAAGCUCGAAUGCUUGGUCCGCUGAACUUGGCAAACUGUUACAGCCGACUGAGGGUCUAAUAUGCUAUCAAGUUCCAAAGGACGUCGGAAAAGUUGGUGCCGAGUCUCCCGCCUUUAUCCAGCCUGUUGCAACACGCAGAGACGGUAUCAAGGCUAUGUUCGCAAAGCAACGCACCAGAUAUGAGGGACAUAAGGAUUGCAUCAAGCGCAAGCGUAGUCCAUCUCCAGCUAUGUCAUCAGUGCAAUCUGAACCAAUCGGGAAGAGGAAUGGGAAUCAUAAGAUAGAAUGUAAAAAGUUCAAAAUUGAAUAACUUGUUGUGGAUGUAUCUACGUAUUAUUAUCCUAUUGGAUUUGAAGUCAUACAUAUGUCAUAACCCU
Messenger RNA from Suillus bovinus, 960 nucleotides. RefSeq lists its product as uncharacterized. Gene Ontology annotation, biological process: DNA damage response. The transcript is spliced from 6 exons. The record is from RefSeq and is a predicted model, not a curated record. Lineage: Eukaryota; Fungi; Basidiomycota; Agaricomycetes; Boletales; Suillaceae. The coding region runs from base 27 to 893 and encodes 288 amino acids. Gene Ontology annotation, molecular function: single-stranded DNA binding.